Messenger RNA from Penicillium malachiteum, 558 nucleotides. RefSeq lists its product as uncharacterized. The transcript is spliced from 2 exons. The coding region runs from base 1 to 558 and encodes 185 amino acids. NCBI's taxonomy places the organism in Eukaryota, Fungi, Ascomycota, Eurotiomycetes, Eurotiales, Aspergillaceae. The record is from RefSeq and is a predicted model, not a curated record.
AUGAACUAUUCGAUAGUUCUAGAACAUGAAGACCAUGCAGGAGCUGUCCUAGAAGGUCUAAACGAGCUUGUAACACCAGAAGCAACCCCGGCAGCAGCCCUGGAGCCAGCGACAGCGAGGGAGGUAGCCCGUCAGCGAGGCGCCUACGAUGACAGUGAGCCUAUCAAUAGCGAGGUCCUAGCUGAACACCAGCCAACACAGCCUAUCAGCGAACCUACAGCCAUAUUGGACGCCGUCGACAUUACACCUCAGUUGCAGGCUAGUUAUCGCUCAGUCACAACUCCACAAAGUUCAGUCACGCGCACAACUAGGCCAGUUUUGCCUCAGCUUUCGCACGUAAAUCAACCCGUCACUACGGAAGUUACACACCUAAAUCAGUGUGUAAAUCAGCAUCUGGACCAGCGUCAGCAACAACGUGAAUAUACACCUGAGGACCAGCUCGCCAACGACAUGGACACCUACCUACCUACACCUAUAGGAUCAACCGUUGAAUCAGCCGUUGAAUCAACGCUAGAUCAGGGGGGGGGGAUGUAUGUAUACAGUCGAAAAGAGUCCUAA